AUGAGCCCUAUUCCUACAAUUGAACAUGUCCUGCACACCUGGAUUCGGCGCGAUGAGCCCGAUAAUCCAGAACAGAGACCGAGUGACCCCAAUGGACUUGUCCUUGAGGCGUGGGCUCAAGGGUACAUGGUUGGAUCACUUAUCAUCAUGUCCUGCAUCACGUUGGCAAAUAUGCGGAAAGGCGUUCUGCUGCACAAGCUGAUUUUGCUCGAGCUCGUCCUUGGGUAUUGGCAAGGCUUCUUCAUCCUGUUCAAUCCGCCUGUCUACGCCUGGUGGCUUUCCGUAGCCGCCAUUCCGCUCAACAUUUCCUGGUGGUUGCACAAUGUGAUCGCCUGGAUGAAGUUGAGACCUUUUCUCAACAAGACGGUCAGUCGACUAUUCAUCGGCACUGUUAUUUUAGUUAUCCCGUACUGGAUUGUUGAGAUAUACGCCAACUUCACCUAUUUUCACAACGUCAACAAGGUCUUCCUGAAGACGAGGCCAUGGGAAGCGCUAUGUCGGGAUCCAUGGUGGAUCUUGGCGGCCUGCCUCUUGAUAUACAACAUCAAGACCAAGUACGACUUGACUCUAACGCAAAUCGUCCGCAUCUCUCCUCGAUUUGCUGUCAUGCUGGGUGCCAUGGUACUCAGCAUAUGCUUUAUUGUUCUUGACGUCCUUUCAGUUACCUCGGCUCUGAAGUCUGUGCUACCCGUGGGCAUCAACCCGUUCUGGAAACUUUCCUUUGUCUUCAAGUGUUUGACCGACUCAGUUGUCUUGGACGAUUUCAAAACAGCGCUGGACCGAUUGAGGGCAUUUAAAAUGAGCCGGCUCGGCAGCUUCGCCAUGGACGCGGCAGACAACCGAAACAAGAAGCACAGGGAUGACGUUAACAGCACCAACAAUUGGGCCACUCCGUCUGUUGCACCCAAUGGUGACAAGCCUCAACCAGUCGGUCCUCUACCAAUCUUGCCCAGCCCUGACAGUGACUACAUCAAGCCCGGCUGGGAAGAGCUGAAACACGCCCGCUCAGCUCAUGUGGAAAAUGGAAACGCUGCAGAUCUCGCACGAAAUGGCUCGAGAGAUGGCGAUCCAGACGAGAAUCCUUUUGAUGCGAUAGAUUAUGCCGACCCUCAACGAGAGUCGAGUGACACGCAGAUGCUCAAACCCCAAGGCAGUUGGCUGCAUAGGCGCUCCUCUGAAGAAACUUCCGACGUCGACAUCGAAUAUGCCAUGGCGGUCCGGUCGAUGACCAAUGAUUCGAUGGACAAACAACGCGAUAGGAGAAAAUCAAUCGGCGUCGCCAGGUGA
Molecule: messenger RNA, 1287 nt
Organism: Cladophialophora psammophila CBS 110553
Lineage: Eukaryota; Fungi; Ascomycota; Eurotiomycetes; Chaetothyriales; Herpotrichiellaceae
Exons: 3
Coding region: 1-1287 (428 amino acids)
Source: RefSeq, a predicted model, not a curated record